Molecule: messenger RNA, 2272 nt
Organism: Pseudoliparis swirei
Lineage: Eukaryota; Metazoa; Chordata; Actinopteri; Perciformes; Liparidae
Gene: mettl25b
Product: methyltransferase like 25B
Exons: 8
Coding region: 217-1935 (572 amino acids)
Biological process (GO): rRNA modification
Molecular function (GO): rRNA (adenine-N6,N6-)-dimethyltransferase activity
Source: RefSeq, a predicted model, not a curated record
UCCACACGUUAGCUAAUGCUAAACCACAACGGAAUCUGCGCCAUAAAUACAGAGUUAAGCUCCGCGCGUGUUUGUUUCGGACUUUGUCUGAACAAGAAACAUAACGCGGCGUUAACAAGUGAUAAUAUCCUUAAAAAAACUAAUUGCAGUUCUCUCAGAUAGCUCAUAUGCUAUCGUAUGCGCUAGCUCAACUCCCAGCAGACCCCGGAAGUGGAGAUGUUUACAUGCAGCCUUUCAGCAGAACAACAAAGACAGCUGGCGGAGAGACUCACGACCUUCCUGUCUAAAUACGGCUACCUGUCCGACUCCUAUAUCAUCGAGUUCUUCUCCAAAGAUCACUGGCACUCGUUGCCCAGCAGGUGGCAGUCUGUGCUGCAGGAUCUGACGCCCCAGCAGGUUGCAGACCUCCUACUGGAUCCCAGGCAUGGAGACAGGAGAUAUCCUUCGGCGUGGCCUUUGUCCCUCCUGGCGUUUCGCGCCACCGCUCACGCUCUGGCGUUCCCCAGAGAGUGCCGGCGGCAGCGAGGCGGCGGUGGCGGUGGAGGCGGCGGCGAGGUGGAGCCGGACGAGUUCCUGGAGAAACGGAGCCAGAGCUCGAUGCUGGGACACAUAUUCAGGAAACACGUCAAACCCAAGAAACAGCACGAGAUCCGCAAGCUGGGCUCGCUGGUGAAGCAGCUGUGUGACCGGACCGACUGCAGCUCCGUGGUGGACGUUGGCUCUGGACAGGGUCACCUGACUCGUUUCCUGUCCUUCGGCUUCGGACUGUCCGUCACCGCAAUUGAGGCGGAUCACACCCUGGUCGCCACGGCGUCCAAGUUUGACGGACAGUUGCUGUGCUCCUUGGAGAAGGAAGAGCAGAAAGAGAACUGCUCCUCUCUGGUCUCGGUGCCUCGCCACGUGGCCGGUUGGGUAAACCCCAAUGCAUCAUGGGAGGCCUUCAUCAAGCAACUAAGUGCCGCAUCACUUGUCAACGAAAGUCCCCCGACUUCAUCCGGGCCCAGCAAAAAGAGGCCGCCGGGCUCCAAGCAGGUCAAACCUCCCGGUUCCCACCCGGCACAGACCUCAUCGCGUCCUGGCUCCACAGAACCUGGAUCCACAGAACCCGGAUCCACAGAACCCGGAUCCACAGAACCCGAAUCCACAUCACAACGGCAGCUCACAAAGACCGAACCCGAGAAAGCGUCAUGCGCCAGAAGCCGAGGCCCGCCGGACUUCGUCCUCACCGGUCUCCACGCCUGCGGCGACCUCAGCGCCACCCUCCUCCGCCACUUCGUCCACUGCCCGCACGUGCGCGGCAUCACCUCCGUGGCGUGCUGCUACAUGAAAACCACCACCAAAGAAGACCCCGACCCUCCGGGUCUGGCUGCUCCGCAGCUGCCGGCGGCGGACCGGGACCGGGACCCCGACCCUUUAGAGUUCGGCUACCCAAUGAGCUCCUGGGUCCGGGGGCUGCCGGGACAUCGGCUGUCCUAUAAGGCGAGGGAGGGGGCGUGUCACGCCGUGGAGGACUACGCUCGGAGGCUGCGGGGGGGCGGCGAGGCUCUGAGGAUGCACUGUUACCGGGCAACGCUGGAGACCUUCAUUGCGUACGCGAGACCGGAUCUGCGGAGGGCGGGGAUCCAGACCAUAAAGAAAGCCCACUUACUGGCAUUCAAUGAGUACGCCCGUCUGGGUCUGGCUCGGGUCGGCCUGCCCCCCGGGUUGCACCUGGACCCGGAGCAGGUGGAGGCCAUGUUGAAGCAGCAGAACCGGGUGGUGGUCUACUUCAGCCUGGCGCUGCUGCUGGCACCGGCGGUGGAGACGCUGGUGCUGCUGGACCGGAUGAUCUACCUGCAGGAGAACGGUGUGGACAGCCAGCUGGUUCCUCUCUUCGACCCCAACGUCUCUCCGAGAAACUUUGUGCUGGUGGCUGUGAAGCCGCGACGUCUCUAGUCGCUCAUCAGUGGAGGAAGCCGCUCUUUUUUUGAGAAUGAACACAACUGGGUUUUUUUUAAACAUGUCUUUUUGUACAUAUAUAUAUAUUUUUUAAUGAAUAAUAAAUGUUAACGCUGAAAGAGACUGUAAAUAAGUGGACGUCGUCGUGGCGACGUCGCCCUUUGGUUUGUGGACGUUUUGAGGCCUCGAGUUCGGCACCAUUGAACAGGAAGUGACCGUAUGUGGACUGAGGAGUGACGUAGACGCUGUAUACGUCUCUGGUGUCGACCCGACCCGUCAAUCACCGUGUCAAAAUUCACUUUCCUGAAACAAACAAAUAAAUUUGACAAAUUGC